This is a messenger RNA of Podarcis lilfordi (Lilford's wall lizard), 990 nucleotides long. Lineage: Eukaryota; Metazoa; Chordata; Lepidosauria; Squamata; Lacertidae. The record is from the annotation of a GenBank genome assembly.
AUGGGCAUGGAGACCCCAAGUGGAGCUGCCAACAUCUCCUACACGCAAUUCGUCCUUCUUCCGUUCCCCAGCCUAGAGGAUUCCAGGCAGCUCCUUGCGAUCCCUUUCUUCUGCCUCUUUGUGGUCAUCCUGGCGGCCAACUCCAUCCUGAUCUACACGGUGAAGGCGGAGGAGAGCCUCCACUCGCCCAUGUGCCUGCUCAUCGCCUUGCUGCUAGCGGUCAACAUCUGUGGGACGGCCACCAUCCUCCCCAAGAUGCUCCUCAGCUUCCUUCUCCGCGCCAGCCGCAUCUCGCUGGCCGAGUGCCUGGUGCAAAUGUUCUUCUUGUACUUCACGACCGUCCUGGACUGCAACGUCCUGCUGAUGAUGGCUCUUGACCGGUACGUGGCCAUCUGCCACCCGCUGCGCUACGUGGACAUCAUGACCGGCCGGCUGCUGGCGUUGCUGACUCUCGCCUCCGUGUUGCGUAGCAUUUUCGUCGUCAGCCCCGUGGUGAUCCUGUCUUCCCGGGUGAGCUUCUGCCGCUCGGACGUCAUCGGCCACUUUGUCUGCGAGCACAUGGCCCUGAUGAGGUUGUCCUGCGGCGACAUCUCCAUCAACAAGGCAGUGGGGAUGGCGAUGCGGUGCGUCGACGUCAUCCUGGACUUCAGCAUCCUCCUGGCUUCCUACAGCCAAAUCAUCCGCACGGCGCUGAAGAUCGCUUCCGGCAACGUCCGCCACAAGGCCUUCCACACCUGCGGGACACACCUGAUCGUCCUCUUCGUCAGCUACUCCUCCCGCCUCUCCUCCUCCAUCGUCUUCCGCCUGGCCAAGUCGGCCUCCCAAGACAUCCACAACCUGCUCAGCGUCAUGUACCUGCUGUUCCCCUGGGCUGUCCACCCUGUUAUCUACGGGGUGAGGACCAAGGAGAUCAGAGAGAGCCUCCUAAAGCUCUUCAGGAGAUCCGAUGGCCUUCUCCUUAGGCCUUUCAAGGCAAAAAGCGCUAAAUGA